AUGAUAAACGACCCAAUUUAUCUGACAACCCAAUAUCUAUCUAUCUAUCUAUCUAUCUAUCUAUCUAUCUAUCUAUAUUUGUUUGAGUUCAAGAGGACCAUGGUCAUGGACAUUUGGAGGAAGUGGAAGGCGGGAGGGAACAAGGACAAGUUUACUGCCAAACGAAAGGAUCACAUCGUUCGUUCUUCGGCCGUUAGUCAAGGAGUCAAGGAAACAGUCGACAAUGAUGGAAACCAGAGCUACGCCAAGAACGCCGCUGACAUGGGCUGUCGCAAGUCGAUGAUCUGUCGAACGAUCAAGAAGGACAUUGGUUACCCCCUCCGCAUGUUCAUCACGAAUGAGUCGGCGGCUUUGCUGAACGAGCUCAAGCACGGGUCCGCCGGGAUGCUGAGGUUCUUUUCUGAUGAGAAGAAUUUCAGCCAGGACCAGACGAGCAACAGGCAGAAAGGCAGGUGUAUCUGCAAAGACAUCGAGGAGGUUCCCGUCGUGAAUAUUCUCUUUCUUCUUUCAACUUUUUUUUCCGCAUCCAAUUUACAUUUUUUUCUCUUUCUUUUUUCUUGCUUCUGCCUUCCUCCCUCUUUUGAUUUCUUCUCACAUUUUUCACCCCAUCUUCAUUUUCGUUCUUUCUUUCCUUCGUUCUUUCUUUUUUGUCUUUCUUUCUUUCUUUCUUUCUUUCUUUCUUUCCUUCUUUCUUUCUUUCUUUCUUUCUUUCUUUCUUUAACUAGCUCCAAAGAUUUCUCCCUUUCGUUCAAAUUAUUCUUUCAAAUUAUGCUUUUAAAUUAUUAUGAAAAUACCGUCAUGACUGGCCUCUUUCGACUUGUGCGCGCCGAUUUGCGUGCUCGUCGCGGACAUUUUCCCUUUUAA
Acanthosepion pharaonis is the source of this 864-nucleotide messenger RNA. The record is from the annotation of a GenBank genome assembly. Lineage: Eukaryota; Metazoa; Mollusca; Cephalopoda; Sepiida; Sepiidae.